Messenger RNA from Oncorhynchus gorbuscha (pink salmon), 1767 nucleotides. Its product is annotated as semaphorin-4G-like. Gene Ontology annotation, biological process: axon guidance; neural crest cell migration; semaphorin-plexin signaling pathway. The coding region runs from base 1 to 1755 and encodes 584 amino acids. NCBI's taxonomy places the organism in Eukaryota, Metazoa, Chordata, Actinopteri, Salmoniformes, Salmonidae. The transcript is spliced from 11 exons. The record is from RefSeq and is a predicted model, not a curated record. Gene Ontology annotation, molecular function: semaphorin receptor binding; chemorepellent activity.
AUGGUAUUGUGUGGGUCGACUGAUGAGGAGAGUUUUAAAGUGUCGUCUGAGUUUGAGGAGGGUAGAGAGAAGUGUCCGUAUGGACCUGCAACAGGCUACACUGGCCUCAUCGUGGACCAGCAGAUGUACACGGCGUCUCAGUAUGAGUUCCAGUGCUCUCCGGACAUCCGGCGUAACGACCCCUAUCCCAUGGUGAGGACAGAGGAGGCACCCACUCGCUGGUUUCAUGAGGCUGACUUUGUGGGCAGUGCCCUGGUGAGGGAGAGUGAGGGCAGUACUACCGGAGAUGACGAUAAAAUCUACUACUUCUUUACCGAGAAGAGCCAGGAGCAGACACCAUACUACAGCCACAUUAGAGUGGCACGGGUUGGACGAGUCUGUAAGGGAGAUAGAGGAGGUCUGUUGACCCUCCAGAAGAGGUGGACAUCAUUCCUAAAGGCCACACUGGUGUGUUCGCUGCCGGAAUACAACUUACACUUCAACGUGUUGAGGAGUAUUUACACGCUGUCGGGACACACACCUCACGACACACUCUUCUACGGUGUCUUCAGUCCCGAGUGGAAGAACGUGAAGAUAUCAGCAGUGUGCCGGUUCUCUCUGUCUGAGGUCCAACGGGUCUUUGACGGGCCCUACAUGGAGAAUCAGGACUCUGGAGCCGAGGGGAGCGAGUACACUGGAAAGGUCCCUGACCCACGACCUGGAUCAUGUAUUACAGACCAGUUGAGAUCCAGAGGUAUAAACUCCUCCACCUCUCUGCCAGAUGACAUGUUGAACUUUGUGAGGAGACACCCUCUGAUGUCCCAGCAGGUCAUGUCUACAGAGCAGCGCCCCAUGUUGUUCAGGAGGACAACAGACUACACCCAGCUGGUGGCUCACAAGGUGGAGGGGAUGGACGGGCAGAACUACCAUUUACUCUUCAUGGGCACAGACGAUGGCUGGCUGCACAGAGCUGUAGAGGUCAAGGGUCAUCUACACAUUAUAGAGGAGCUACAGCUGUUUGACCAACCACAGCGUGUGGAUAGCCUGGUUAUUUCACAUACACAGAUGAGUGUGUAUGUAGGUUCUCCCUCUGGUGUGGUCCAGCUACCCCUCUCCACCUGCAAUAGGUACAAUUCCUGUUACGACUGUAUCUUCUCCAGGGACCCUUACUGUGGCUGGGAUGGACAGGACUGUUUGGAUAUCACAGCACAGACUGACAGGUCUAACUUGACCCAGGACGUCCUGUAUGGGAACAGAGGAUGUGACAACGAGCCGGUCCAGCACCGGAGCCGGUCUGUAAUGGUGGGAGAUGACGUGCUGCUCCAGUGUGAAAUUAGCUCCAAUCUGGCAACCCCAGUGUGGACUCUGGACGGGUCAGAGCUGCAGGGCUAUGGCCUGGACUCUGGCUUCAGGGUGGGCACCGACGGCCUCCUGGUCAUCGAGUCCCAACCGGAGCAGAGCGGCGAGUACACCUGCCACGCCCUCGAGAACGGUGUCCGAGUUGCUGUGGUUAAGUACUCUGUGACGGUACGUCUAGAUAUGCCACAUCCCCCUCCCCCACCCAUCGACCAAUCCCAAGACCAUCCCUACUACCCUCCUCCUCCACCCCUCACCGAGCUCUUCCACCCCUCGCCCCCCUCCUCUGAGAGGCCCCUGCCACCCUUUGCCCCGGCCCCUCUCCCCCCACCUCAGAGCUGCCACCCUCUGCCCCAGCCCCUCCCCCCACCUCGGAGCUGCUCUCCCCCAGGAGCAUGGAGGCUAUGUACCUGUCCUUGAUCACCAUCCUAG